AUGUUGGCCAACAGGGCGCUUCCUAAUAGCGCCGACCUCAAACCAUACAACUUCGCGGUCGCUGGACACGAGGGCACACUCUGCGAUCCAGAUGGCGAGCUCUUCAUCAAGCCUUGCACGCAGCAGGAAAUCAGCUUCUACGAGACGGCCUGCAAGGACCACCCUCGCUUUGCCGAGCUGAUGCCCGUGUUCCUCGGCACUCUCUCGCUCAACGACGUCACCGAUGUCGAGUCGCUUAACGAGCAGCUCCCCGCCGUCGCCGACCACAUCAGCCAAGGCAUGAAGGAGGAAGCGGUGCGCAUGGCGAAGGAGAACGCGGUAGAGGCCGCAGUAGAAGCUGCAGGGGCUGCCAAGGCUGCCCGAGAUAACGUCACAUGGAAGCCCAACAUGACCAAGAAGAUCGCGACGAACAAGUCUGUGGUGUUAGAGAACGCCGCGUACGGCUUUCAGAACCCCAACAUCCUGGACGCCAAGCUUGGGCGACGGCUAUGGGCCGACGACGCACCCCUGGAAAAGCGGCGGCGAUUUGAUGAGAUCAGCAAAGCCACUACAAACGGUUCUCACGGGUUCCGGGUCGCGGGCAUGCGCGUGUACAAAGGAUCCGAAAAUCCGGCAGAGUUGGACUCGCACGGGUACAAGGUGUACGACAAGGACUACGGCAGGCUUCAGGUCACGCCAGAUAACGUUGUGGAGGAGAUGCGAAAGUUCAUCUUCAACAGCCGGGCUGGCGUGGACGAGGAUCUCGGGAAGGCGAUUGCGGGCGCUUUCCUCGACGAUCUUCGGCGCGUCGAAGAUGUUCUCGCCAGCGAAGAGAGCAGAAUGUAUUCUGCCAGUUUGCUGUUUACCUUUGAGGGUGACGGCCAGGCCCUCCGAGCUGCCAUCGAGCAGCCGACCCCGACGGCGUCGCCGUCCCGCCAGGAAACUCGCCCGGAAAAGAAAGAGCUGGGCCUGAGUGCGUCCCGCGUUGAUAGCGGCAUCGAGGUCAAAGUCAUCGAAUUUAGCGUCGGCGAAGACUUCAGCCAAAUCGAAAUGGAGGACGAGGACGAGGACGACGAGGACGAUGAGAUAUCCUCCAUGCCGCGUAUCUAUUCCCUCAAGCUUAUCGACUUUGCGCACGCCGAGUGGGUUCCUGGACAGGGCCCCGACGAGAACUGCCUCCUCGGCGUUCGAAGUCUGAUCAAGAUCUUUGAGGAGCUUUCUAAGUGA
Messenger RNA from Lasiosphaeria miniovina, 1206 nucleotides. Its product is annotated as inositol polyphosphate kinase-domain-containing protein. The record is from RefSeq and is a predicted model, not a curated record. The transcript is spliced from 3 exons. Gene Ontology annotation, molecular function: inositol hexakisphosphate kinase activity; inositol-1,4,5-trisphosphate 3-kinase activity; inositol-1,4,5,6-tetrakisphosphate 3-kinase activity. The coding region runs from base 1 to 1206 and encodes 401 amino acids. Gene Ontology annotation, cellular component: cytoplasm; nucleus. Gene Ontology annotation, biological process: inositol phosphate biosynthetic process; phosphatidylinositol phosphate biosynthetic process. NCBI's taxonomy places the organism in Eukaryota, Fungi, Ascomycota, Sordariomycetes, Sordariales, Lasiosphaeriaceae.